Messenger RNA from Paramuricea clavata, 210 nucleotides. The record is from the annotation of a GenBank genome assembly. NCBI's taxonomy places the organism in Eukaryota, Metazoa, Cnidaria, Anthozoa, Malacalcyonacea, Plexauridae.
AUGAAACCGCGUCUUCGAAGUAAGGUCUGGUGGCCGGGAAUUGACAGACAAGCCGAGAAAGUUUGUCGAGAAUGUUUUGGGUGUCAACUAACAUCGAACCCAACCAAACAUGAACCUAUGGCACGCAUUGAACUUCCGAAUGCACUAUGGGAACACCUUGUGUGUGAUUUGUUAGGACCUUUACCUUCUGGGGACUACAUAUUUGUUGUU